Molecule: messenger RNA, 927 nt
Organism: Arctia plantaginis
Lineage: Eukaryota; Metazoa; Arthropoda; Insecta; Lepidoptera; Erebidae
Source: the annotation of a GenBank genome assembly
AUGGUGACAUAUGCAUUCUCUUGUGAAAGAUUUACAUUUGAAGAAGGCUUCGACGAUCUAUUUUCAUCGAAGUUGGGGUUUUGUUCACAUUAUGUUCGGACAUGGGCAAUCGGCACUUUUGAAAGUAUAAACAUGGAAGGUUUCCACGAGCGUAGUACACAGUUUAUAUAUCCGAAUGAGCAAACUAGCUGCGUCUCAUCACCAUUUUAUGAUAUGAUACCUGGUGGUACUAUUGAAGUGAACGUAUUUAUGGCUAAUCAUUUGUCUUUUGAUCUAAUACAAGUUACGGUAUUGGAUGAACACAAUGCAGAUGCAGGCACAGCUACCAAAUGGGGUGCUGACUUUGCUGAAGGCUGGAGCACUAUUCAAAUUACCAUACUAGGCAACUCACCGUUCAGGGGCCUUAUUACUAUUUUAGGCCGGGCUGCGGCACAUUCUACAGUCUUAGUAGAUUCUAUUCGGUAUUUACCGCCCGGAAUAUCCGAAAGCGAUUGCUUACUAUAUGAAACAGAUGAUGAUGAGAGCAAUAAUGUUACCACUGACGGUAAUAUCAUUGAUACCACCGAUGUUACAAUCGAUCACACCACAGAUUCUACCACCGAUAAUAUCACUCACAAUAUUACGGAUGUUACAAACUAUGAUACUACCACCGGUGAUGCAAAUAAUAGUACAGAUGGUACUACUUUUGCUGUUACCGAUGAUGCCUCUGAUUAUACCACGGAGAACAUCUCUAAUGACAGUACGGAUGUUAUCCCCACUGAAUCUACAAUAAGAGAGAGUGAGGAAGAUAUUUCGACAAGCCCAAACCCCAUUAGCAAAGAUGGUUUAUUUGCCCGACUUAAGAUGGCAAUAUUAGUUGCUGUGAAUGUCUCCGCUGAAGUAGUAGCACCUAAACCCGCGUGCCAAUGCCAAAACAAUUUACCUUAA